This is a messenger RNA of Lineus longissimus, 2359 nucleotides long. RefSeq names its product proteoglycan 4-like. Lineage: Eukaryota; Metazoa; Nemertea; Pilidiophora; Heteronemertea; Lineidae. The transcript has 10 exons. The coding region runs from base 177 to 2042 and encodes 621 amino acids. The record is from RefSeq and is a predicted model, not a curated record.
GAUACACAUGAUCUCCGAUAUACUGUGAUGGGGUACCGUGGAUUCAGUUUUAGCCUAGACACAUAUACUGUGGAUUUUGCCUUUUAAUCCAUCUCGAACAUAUUCUGACCUUUUGGAAAUUGAGCCCACAGCCUCGCCGGCACUGCCUAAGAGAACUAUACCGCAGGUGUCCGAACAUGGAUAGUGCAAGGAGAUGGAUCCUUCCGCUACUGGUGGUCUCUAUGGCUGUUGCCAUUACGACUGGAGCCCCUUUAAUGAAAACUAUAGCGGCAGGAAAACUACCACCAAACCACUUGGUAUCAGUGGAUGUAAACAAGCUACCAUUGACCCAUAAACACCUGGCAGACGCUGCUCCAAUCUCAGCAAAAGGAGUAACGGCAGCGAAGAAAGCAGCAACGAAACCAACAAUAGCAAAUGCGAAGGCGGCCGCAACGAAGGCUGCCGCAUUACCAGCAGCAAAGAAACCUGCACCACCAGCGGCAAAGGGUGCUGCACAGCCAGCAGCAAAGGGUACUAGCACUAUCCAAGCAUCGGCAAAGGGCGGUGUAACGAAAGCUAAUGCAGCAACUGGUAUAAAACCAUCAGCGACAGAUGCUAAGUCUACUGCCAAGAAACCACCUCCAAAGGGUGUUGCGACAUCAGCAGUCAAAGGAACCGUAAAGUCUACGGCAAAGAAACCAUCACCAGUAGCUGUAAAGAAACCACCAGUGGCAAAUGCCAAAAAAACGGUUACAAAUGCGGCCGCACUCUCAGGGGCAAAAGGUGCUGCCAAAACAUCACUGGCAAAGGCGACUGCAAAGAAACCAACAGCAACUGGGAAAAAGCCGGCAGCGGCUACGAAAAACGUAGCAUCUAAGACUGUGGCAAAGAAACCAGCUACAAAUGGUGCUGUAGCAGCAGCGAAAAUGGGUGCUUUAAAGGGUGCUGCACCAGUAGGGGUGAUGGGUCCUUCGAAAACAGCGCCAACAGCUGCGAAGACCCCAGUACGGGAUUGUUGUAAGACUGAUGCGACAAAACCAGUCAUAAAGGGUGCUGCAACAGCGGUGGCAAAGGGUGCUUCAUCAACAGCAGCAAAUAAGAACCUACCAGCAAGAAAUGCAGGUGCUAAGACGGCUCCUAGGAAACCAGCUACAAAGGGCGCUGCACCACCAGUGGCAAAGAUUGCUUCAAACAAAGCAUCCAAGAAGCCAGCACCGGCGACUACGAAGACACAAGGAGCGGCAGGUGCUGCUGGACUGCAAGGAUCAAAGGGUGCACCACCACCAAACAAGGGUGCUGCAACAACUAAAGCACAAGCAAAAGGUGCUGCUCCAGUAGCAGCAAAGGUUGCUGCAACAACCGCGGCAAAAGUUGGAGCAAAGACACCAUCAGCAGUUGCCAUAUCUCCAGCUGCAGGAGGUGCAAAGAGUGCUGUGACAAAAACAACUACAAAUGCAUCAGUUGUAGCGAAGAGUGUUGCAAAACCAGCGGCAAAAGGUGCUGCAAAGGGACCAGCAAAGGUGGCUGCAAAGACACCUGCAGCAGUUGCAAAAAAAGCGGCAGCAGUCGCCAAAAAGACUGCAGCAGGAAACGCACAGACUGCUACGAGGCCAGCUACAAAAGGUGCGCCGCAAACAGCGGCAAAGGGUACUGCUUCAGCAGCAACAGCAGCAAAGAAGAAACCAGUUGCAGUAGCAGCAGCAACAGGUGCAGCAAAGAAACCACUUGUAGCCGCAAUAGGACCGAAGAAAAAGCCAGUUGCAGCAGUAGCAGCUGUGAAAGGUCCAAUGAAGAAACCAGCUGUAGCAAAGGGUGCUGCUGGACAAGUCAGAAAGGAUGCUGCUAAACCGGAUAAACUACUGGAGUUCGUCAUCGACGGGCAGGUCGUUAAGCUGUCUGGGCAACACAUCAGUCCGCUGAAAGGCAAGUGUUGGAAAGGAACGAAGAAGGAAAGCAAUAAUGGCAUGUGUAAAAUUUCACAUGAUAACAUCCAUCUCCUUCAAAAAGAGUUGAAAACCAAAGGAAUUACGCUGGAUGUUGAAACGACAGUACAGAGGGUUUAGUUGGAUGUCGUUUCCUCCUCUUUUGAGGACAAUGUGAAAAACCAGGACUUGUGUCCUUGUCGUCUGAUAGCUCUUCUCUUGGACUGUGCGCACCUGAGGACAUCACCGAGCUUUGUCAUCCCCAGCGAAAUGGUGUGCCUUUUGCCUUUCCAGACCUACCAGACGUCGAAGUGUUGCACGAAUGCCUGAAUGAUAUUCUGGCUGCCGGUCUCGCACUAUAUUGGACAAUAACAACUGCCAGCAGUGAAAUUUGUAGUUCGACCCAAAAGUAGAUAACCGUGUUUGUAUCAUUCCAAGCUCAUAUGAUAUAAAAUCGA